AUGACAGAUAUCCCCGUAGCAACUGCAUGUGUAUCAUUCUUCCAGACUCUCGCUGGUGCUCUUUUUAUUGCAGUCGCUCAAACGCUAUUCCAGGAGGGAUUACUGAGUAGAAUUCGUGCGGAUGCGGCGCAACUGGACGCUACUAUUUUCAUUCACAGUGGAGCCACUCAGAUCCGCGAUAUCUUGAGAGGGUUGGGUCAAGAAGAUGCGUUGGAGGUCGUGCUGCAAGGGUACGUUGAUGGGUUGGCACAUUGUUUUUGGAUUACUUGCGCGUGUGCCAUUGCUUGUUUCUUUGUGAUACUAGGGUUGGAGUGGCGAAGUGUGAAGGAGGGGCAGGACAAGGAGAAGGAGAAGUCUAGUAAUAAGGUUGGGGAUUUGGAAAAGGGAUCGAAUGAGCUGGUAGGUAAUGAGAAGUUUGAGGAGAAGGAGACAAAGUGA
Molecule: messenger RNA, 438 nt
Organism: Hymenoscyphus albidus
Lineage: Eukaryota; Fungi; Ascomycota; Leotiomycetes; Helotiales; Helotiaceae
Source: the annotation of a GenBank genome assembly